UGAACGCAUGCGCAGUGAUGCCAAAAAUGGCUGCCAGUGUCUGGUCAGAAAAAAUAGUACAACUCCUCCACCGAAUGAACAACUUUUAUUUACCAGGUUCGGGUCGGAGCAGCUGCUUCCGGUUUGAGAUAAACGGAGCUCAGGUAGGCUGGAUUCCGCCUCACGUAGCCUCGCUGUUAAAGCGACACCCGCAGGUGUUCUGUCCGCCGCAGGGGGGCGCUGUUCGUCUCUGUCCCAGUCUGGACUCUUAUGAGACCAGAUCACAGGCUGUGGAUGUUGUUCUGCAAAACCUGAGACGGGAAGAGUCCAUCCCCUGCCUCAGAGGGUGGAGGGACGAGAGGUACAGCGUGAUGCCCCGACUCUCCGACGCUCCUCUGAUGUGGAUGGAGCGAGCAGCAACAAGUCUGUUUGGUGUCAAAAGAUACGGCGUUCAUGUCAACGGGUUCACAGUGAGUGACAGCGGAGAGGUUAGCAUGUGGCUAGCACGACGGUCCAGGACGAAGCAGACGUACCCCGGACUCCUGGACAACCUGGCGGCGGGCGGUCUGGCUGCUGGCGUCGGCAUCAAAACCACUCUGAUCAAAGAAUGUCAGGAGGAAGCCUGCAUCCCGGCUCACAUCGCCACCCAGGCUCGGCCGGUAUCGACCGUGAGCUACACCUACGAGGACCAGGAGGGGGUGUUCCCCGAGAGCCAGUUCGUCUUUGAUCUGGAACUUCCUGUCGGGUUCAAACCCAGCAUCGGCGACGGAGAGGUCCAAGAGUUCUACCUGCUGCCCAUAGACAAGGUGAAGGAACUUCUGGCCGGUGACGACUUCAAACCCAACUCUGCCAUGGUGGUCUUAGACUUCCUCAUCAGACACUCCAUCAUCGAGCCAGAUACUGAGCCGUUCUAUCAGGACUUCCUGGCAGGACUCCAUCAAACUUUAUAGUCAACAGAAACUUUGUGGUUCACGCUGAUCCCUGAUGGGGGACGGACCGAGUCCUGGAGGAUCACAWGAUGAAGACGAGCCGGGUGUCGGGUUCAGGAGGAAGAAUCUUUUGCUCUAAAACAGGACAGAGACUCUAAAGCUACGUUUAUGACCUGCAGGCGAUCACCUGCCUGUAUCUGUGCUCAUGUUUGUCUGUUAGCAAAAUAUCUCACAGACUACUGGACGGAUUAAUGAAGCGUUCAUAAAGUCAUCGCUGGAUGUUCGGCUACAACUGACCAAAGUUUGGAGUCAACCUGAUUCAAGAUGGCCGCCACAGCUAACUGAUACAGUAUUAGCCAACAUAAAAAUGGCUACAGCUCAGUCAUACUUUCAGACGCUAAGCUAAAAUUUAGCAGGUAGUAGCCGAAGGUCAUCUCCAACACAUUUGUGAGCGAUCUCAGAAAACAGAAAGAUGAUUUUAGUCUAAAACUCUGGAACAAAAGGCGGCGGGUGAUAUGCUAAAAUUGUUUGUGUUAAACUUCAGCUGAAAGAAAUUAAUUAAAAAAAAUUAAAAACAA
Messenger RNA from Austrofundulus limnaeus, 1486 nucleotides. It is a transcript of the gene tpk2, whose product is annotated as thiamin pyrophosphokinase 2. Bases 18 to 929 code for a protein of 303 amino acids. The record is from RefSeq and is a predicted model, not a curated record. NCBI's taxonomy places the organism in Eukaryota, Metazoa, Chordata, Actinopteri, Cyprinodontiformes, Rivulidae. Gene Ontology annotation, molecular function: 8-oxo-dGDP phosphatase activity. The transcript is spliced from 8 exons.